Molecule: messenger RNA, 1767 nt
Organism: Propithecus coquereli (Coquerel's sifaka)
Lineage: Eukaryota; Metazoa; Chordata; Mammalia; Primates; Indriidae
Gene: DHX35
Product: DEAH (Asp-Glu-Ala-His) box polypeptide 35
Exons: 17
Coding region: 1-1767 (588 amino acids)
Cellular component (GO): intracellular anatomical structure; catalytic step 2 spliceosome
Molecular function (GO): RNA binding
Source: RefSeq, a predicted model, not a curated record
AUGGCUGCGCCCGUGGGACCGGUGAAGUUCUGGCGACCGGGUACAGAGGGGCCAGGUGUCAGCAUCUCUGAAGAGAGACAAAGUAUCGCUGAAAACUCUGGGACCACCAUUGUUUACAACCCUUAUGCUGCCCUUUCAAUAGAGCAGCAGAGGCAGAAGCUUCCGGUGUUCAAGCUUAGGAAUCAUAUUUUAUACUUGAUAGAAAACUAUCAGACAGUGGUGAUUGUUGGAGAAACGGGAUGUGGGAAAAGCACUCAGAUUCCUCAAUACCUUGCAGAAGCUGGCUGGACGGCCGAAGGAAGAGUGGUGGGAGUGACCCAGCCUCGGAGAGUGGCUGCCGUUACAGUUGCAGGGAGAGUGGCUGAGGAAAGGGGUGCAGUGCUGGGCCACGAGGUGGGCUACUGCAUUCGCUUUGAUGACUGCACCGACCUGCUGGCUACGAGGAUUAAGAAAUUUCGGGAUUUCUUUAAUCAAAAUGAAACCAGUGACCCAACCAGGGAUACGUGUGUGAUCCUUACAGUGGAAGGGCGAACAUUCCCAGUGGAUAUCUUUUAUCUGCAAAGCCCUGUUCCAGAUUACAUCAAAUCAACUGUGGAAACGGUGGUGAAAAUUCACCAGACGGAGGGUGAUGGAGACAUAUUAGCAUUUCUUACUGGCCAGGAAGAGGUAGAAACUGUUGUGUCUAUGCUGAUCGAGCAGGCUCGAGCACUAGCUCGCACUGGGAUGAAGAGACACCUCCGAGUCCUCCCCAUGUAUGCGGGACUGCCUUCCUUUGAGCAAAUGAAAGUGUUUGAAAGGGUGUCACGCAGCGUCAGAAAGGUGAUAGUGGCCACCAAUGUGGCAGAAACCUCCAUUACAAUUAGCGGCGUCGUGUAUGUGAUCGACUGUGGCUUUGUGAAACUCCGAGCCUACAAUCCCAGGACAGCUAUUGAAUGCUUGGUGGUGGUGCCGGUGUCCCAGGCCUCAGCCAACCAACGAGCAGGACGUGGUGGUCGCAGCCGCUCGGGAAAAUGUUAUCGCCUUUAUACAGAGGAAGCCUUUGACAAGUUGCCCGAAUCUACUGUUCCUGAGAUGCAGCGUAGCAAUUUGGCACCUGUCAUCCUGCAGCUGAAAGCACUGGGAAUUGACAAUGUCCUCAGGUUCCACUUCAUGUCGCCCCCUCCAGCACAGUCGAUGGUUCAAGCUUUGGAGUUACUCUAUGCUCUGGGAGGUCUGGACAAAGACUGUCGCCUAACCGAACCGCUUGGCAUGAGAAUAGCAGAGUUUCCUUUGAAUCCCAUGUUUGCCAAAAUGCUGCUUGAAUCAGGAAAUUUUGGCUGUUCUCAGGAAAUAUUAAGCAUUGCAGCCAUGAUGCAGAUCCAGAAUAUCUUUGUGGUCCCCUCAAACCAGAAGUCUCAGGCAAUUCGAGUGCACCGUAAAUUUGCUGUGGAGGAGGGUGAUCACCUCACUAUGCUCAACGUGUACGAAGCAUUUAUCAAACACAAUAAGAACUCUCAGUGGUGUCAGGAACAUUUCCUGAAUUACAAGGGUCUUGUCAGAGCUGCGACUGUACGAGAACAAUUGAAAAAGCUUCUUGUCAAGUUUCAAGUGCCCAAGAAGUCUAGCGAAGGUGAUCCAGAUCCGGUUCUGAAGUGCAUUGUUUCAGGAUUCUUUGCAAAUGCUGCGAGGUUUCAUUCUACGGGAGCUUAUAGGACUAUCCGUGAUGAUCAUGAACUGCACAUCCACCCUGCGUCAGUCCUCUAUGCAGAGAAGCCGCCUCGCUGGUAA